UCAUGCACCAGAAGAGCAGCCACCAGGAGGGAACAAAGGGAUCACUCCGACUGAAGCCCCAGUAGGACAGAAACGAAUACGUCAUCGAGGGAGUCAACUCUUCCAAGGGUGAUGGUGGUGCCAUAUGAAAGCCAGGGCUAUUCCUCCCUGCGUAGGGACUGCCAGCAGCGUCGAGUCCUGUUUGAAGACUCUGUGUUUCCGGCUACGGACCAGUCUCUGUUCUACAAGACCAACCGCAUAGGAACCAUCACCUGGAAGAGACCUAAGGAGCUGUGUGAUAACCCCAAGUUGUUUGUGAAUGGUAUCAGUGCUCAUGACCUCCUCCAGGGCCAGCUGGGGAACUGUUGGUUCGUAGCUGCAUGCUCCUCCCUGGCAUCCAGAGAAACUCUGUGGCAAAAGGUGAUUCCGGACCAUAAGGACCAGGAAUGGGAUGAGGAGAAGCCGGAAUCUUAUGCCGGAAUUUUCCACUUCCGCUUCUGGCGCUUUGGAGAAUGGAUUGAUGUUGUCAUCGACGACCGGUUGCCCACGGCGAACGGCAACUUGGUGUAUUGUCACUCCAGUGACAGCAACGAGUUCUGGAGCGCCCUGGUGGAGAAGGCUUAUGCCAAGAUGUAUGGUUGUUACGAGGCAUUGGACGGGGGCAACACAGCGGAUGCGUUGGUGGAUUUCACUGGUGGCGUCUCGGAGCCCUUGGACCUGCUGGAGGAAGGGUUGAGUACGGACGAGGAGAAACGCUCAGUGCUGUUCGACAGAGUCCUCAAGGUUCACAACAGAGGAGGCCUCAUCAGCGCCUCCAUACGGGCGGCCAGUUCAGCGGAGAUGGAGGCUCGUCUGGCCUGUGGUCUGGUGAAGGGUCAUGCCUACGCUGUGACAGACGUUAGAAAGGUCCGGCUGGGCCACGGCCUCAUGGCUUACUUCAAGUCCGACAAACUCACAAUGAUACGACUCCGAAACCCCUGGGGAGAGAGCGAGUGGAAAGGAGCCUGGAGCGACAGCUCAGAGGAGUGGGGGAAGGUGAGUAAGAGUGAAAGAGAGAAGAUCGGAAUGACGGUGCAGGAUGAUGGAGAAUUCUGGAUGACAUUUGAUGACUUCUGUCAGUACUUCAGUGAUUUGAUCAUGUGUCGUCUGAUCAACACUUCUUACCUGUCUCUCCACAAGACCUGGGAGGAGGGCUCUCUAAAGGGCGCCUGGCGGAACCAUGACGACCCGCUCAGCAACCGCGCUGGGGGCUGCACCAACAACAAACACACCUUCCUACAGAACCCACAGUAUGUGUUCAACGUGAAGAAGCCAGAGGAUGAGGUGCUGGUAUGUCUACAGCAGACAGACAGGAGAGCCAGACCUAAAGAGGGGAAGGGAGAAAACCUGGCUAUAGGCUUCGAGAUACACCGGGUGGAGUUGAACAGGCAGUACCGUAUGCACACUCGGCAGCAGAAGGUGUGUGGGAGUGUGUACAUCAACUCCAGGUGUGUGUUCCUACGCUGUGUCUUGAUGGAGGGUCGUUACGUUGUCAUACCCACGACCUUUGACCCCGCUCUGGAAGGAGACUUCCUGUUACGCAUCUUCACUGACGUCCCCGCCGACUGCAGAGAGUUAACCCUUGAUGAGCCAGCCCAGACGUGUUGGUCAGGACUGUGUGGUUUCCCUUCCCUGGUCACUCAGAUCCAUGUCCACAGAGCAGAUGGACUGGCUGGACAAGACUCUGAUGGAGGUAUACAAACCUUCUCUCCCUUCUCUGUCCAUUUUCUUUCCUGGUCUGGUCUUCUUAUCCUAUUCACUGUGUGUGUGUGUGUUGCAGCAUCAGAUCCAUAUGUCAUCAUUCGUUGUGAGGGAGAGAAGGUUUGUUCUCCGGUCUAUAAAGACACCCGCAGCCCAACCUUUGACACCAAGGCUCUAUUCUACAGGAAGAAAACUAACCAGCCUAUACUGAUAGAGGUGUAUAACAACAACGUGUUGAUGGAUUCCUUCCUGGGUCAGGUCAGUUUGACCUCUGACCCCGGCGACCCCCAGCAGGUUACUGUCCACCUGAGGGACAAGGGUAAUCACCAAGACAAUGACCUCCCGGGCACGCUCACCGUCUCCAUGGUGACCAGCAACAUUCUCACUAACAUCUGACUAACCGUCAACCAAUCUAUCAAUCAGUGCCUUACUCCCUCCGUCCAAUAGGAGAGAGAAGCCAUAAAGAUAAAUUAAUUUGCCAUAAAACAUAUCUGUUAAUUAAGGGACCAAAGUUAGCCUUCCAGACGAUAGUGUUUUUUUUUACUGGGUGUAGUACUAACUCCAACCACAUAGAGGCAACAGAGGACAGAUAAUCUCCUAGUUCUUCUUUCUCAUUUAAUAACCACUUUAACUUGUGCCAUUACUGAUAUAUAAAUGCAUGUCCAGUAUUUCAGCAGUAUAUGUUGUCCUGUUUACAUUUAUUCCCAUGUUUUACAUUUCAGUCAGCUUUGUACUAGUCUCUCUCAAGAAACUGAUUUGGAUCUGGGUGCUGAGAGCGGCUACUGACAUUUCUAGUCUUUCGGAAAGACACUUAUUUUUGUUAGCUUCAUAAUUCAACUUUAAAAAAAUGAGAUUUCUGUCUUGCUCUACUUUGUAUCACAUUGCUUUUCCAGUGGGAGGCCAAAUACUCAGUAGCGACACAUCAUUCAGGGCAUUUGAGCCUCACAUGUUUAGCAUGUUAUUUUGGCAUUCAUACGUGUCACAUAUCAGUUUGCAAACAAUGUAACAAAAAAGUAAAUACAUCUAAUACUGAGUUAAUAAAGCUGUAUAACAAA
Molecule: messenger RNA, 2774 nt
Organism: Oncorhynchus nerka (sockeye salmon)
Lineage: Eukaryota; Metazoa; Chordata; Actinopteri; Salmoniformes; Salmonidae
Product: calpain-5-like
Exons: 12
Coding region: 112-2115 (667 amino acids)
Biological process (GO): proteolysis
Cellular component (GO): cytoplasm
Molecular function (GO): calcium-dependent cysteine-type endopeptidase activity
Source: RefSeq, a predicted model, not a curated record